AUGGGUCGAUUUGAGGAAAAUGUUUGCAUACCGAAGGAAGUUUUUUCCGCAUUGUGUGAGACAUUAGUAAAUGAAUUUGGGUUACAAGUCCUGCAACGUCCACAUGGCUUAGCUGUUGAAGAAAGCGUUGCAAUGUUUAUCCAUGUGUUGAAAGGGAAGCAAAAUCGAGAAAUCCAAGAAUGGUUCCAACAUUCCGGGGAGACUGUGUCGAGGCACGUGCAUAACGUAUUAACUUCCAUAAAAGAGUUCAUUGUUGUUCAUUGCCGGCCCACAUACAGUCAGCAUCGUAUAUAUCCAUACGUGCGGCCUAGACGGAAAUACCUACCGUUUAAGGACUGCAUUGGCGCAAUAGACGGAACACAUGUCAGUGCAUGGGUUACGGGGCCAGAUACGGCAAUAUAUUUCGGUAGGAAAUACUGUCACACGCAAAAUAUCAUGGCCGCUGUCGAUUUUGACAUGUGUUUCAUAUUCAUUUCCUGCGGAUGGAAAGGAAGUAUGCAUGAUAGUCGCAUAUUCAACGAGAUACUAACAAAUGACAAUGUCCCCUUCCCAUAUCCUGACGAAGGCAAAUAUUAUCUUGUCGAUUCUGGCUAUCCAAACCGGAUUGGUUACUUAGCACCAUUCAAAGGCCACCGUUACCACCAACAAGAAUUCCGACGUAUUGCACAAAACACGAUGGCAAACACGCCAAGGGAAUUAUUUAACAAAGUGCACUCGUCUUUACGCAGUGUGGUGGAACGCACUUUCGGUGCCUGGAAAAAUCAAUGGGGAUUUAUUCGAGACAUGCCUCGGUAUGACUUUGCAAAUGUGCAAGUUCAAUUUGUAGGUGCGUCAAUAGCAUUACAUAAUUAUAUACGGCGAAACACAGGUAACCCAACAACUGUUCAGCCAAUCUGUGACGAGGAAGAGGCUAUGACAAUAGUAAAUGCCAUACCAGAAGUUGAACAUGACGAGGAUGGUUUAAUGGUUGGGGAUGAGGACCCCCAAAUGGCAUUGGUUUAUUUGCAAUUUGGUCAUCCAAUACCUCCGAUAGCAAAUAAUUGGAUUCGUUUUUAUCACACGUGUGCUAGUGGAUGGAGGAAAGCAUAUACUAUUCGUAUUCAUCAAUUCCAUACUCUUGUCAGCCCUAAUGUAGCAACUGCUGAAAGUAUCGAUAUAGACGAAUUAUGA
Camellia sinensis is the source of this 1170-nucleotide messenger RNA. The record is from RefSeq and is a predicted model, not a curated record. Lineage: Eukaryota; Viridiplantae; Streptophyta; Magnoliopsida; Ericales; Theaceae.